UUUACCUCCUGGAUCAAGACCAGAAUAAAAGACGAGACAGAAAUCCCCGUAUUUGUGGAACUGGCAUCAAUUUCUGCCACUAAAAAUGACAUGUGUAUCGAUACAGUGAGUUUCUUCCGUGAUACCAUGGCUGCUUUUGCCCCCAUCAGAUUAGACCCGAGUCCCACAGCUGAGUUUGACCCGUUCGCUGCAGCUCCAUCUUUCGCCAGAGAAGCCAUCGCAAAAGACAGUGAACUUCCCAAGAAGCUGAAAGAUUCCUGUGACAACAGAGAGUGGAUAAAGAUGGUUCACGACUCUCAUGGCUCUGUGGAGCAUUCUUUGAUCUCUCAAGCCGGAAGCAUCAACAGAAAUGGGGUUUUUUACCAUCUCGGCACCUUCAAAAUUCAAGGCUAGGCUAGAAGACUGCGUCUCAUUGUGACUGCUCAAUGACAGCGAGGAGAGCACAUCUCCAGCAGACCAAAAGACCAAGAAAUACAGUUUGUCUCAGCUCGUGGCACUCCAGAAUGAGCUGACGUUGGUGGCCACCAAGGUUGAGCAAGGCAGGGAGGAGGCAAACCGUUUCCUGGAGCUGUGCUGUCUCCUGCCUGAUGUCAUAAUGCACCUUCAAAUGAUGCGGGCUGAUGUCACAGGGGGAUGCCCCACAUCACAGGGAGGUCUCCCCAGCGCCACGUGGGUGCUGGCAUUUCCCGGCGAGGCCUGGGAGCUGCUGGGCACUGCUCAGGGGCUCUCCACUGCUGCCCUUCGGAGCUGCUCCACAGCCAGGAGCAGGGUCAGGAGGCAGCGGGGCUGUGCUGGGGGACCCUCGCUGACAGGCAGAGCGGAGGCACGUCAGAGAGGAGUUUUGGGAGAGGAGCUGCGAAGAGCAUCCCUUUCCCUGAGCUGAGGGCAAGCAGCCAGCGCGAUGGAGGGCUGCUGCACCGUGGCCGUCAGCUUGGAGCUGAGCAGCUCGUUCC
Molecule: messenger RNA, 953 nt
Organism: Grus americana (Whooping crane)
Lineage: Eukaryota; Metazoa; Chordata; Aves; Gruiformes; Gruidae
Product: E3 ubiquitin-protein ligase RNF213-like
Exons: 5
Coding region: 91-393 (100 amino acids)
Molecular function (GO): ubiquitin-protein transferase activity; ATP hydrolysis activity
Source: RefSeq, a predicted model, not a curated record